CGAUUCUGAUGGGAUCUCCGAUUCUCAAAAUCUCCCCAUUUUCUUCCUCCAGAACCCCAAUUUUCAAUCUCAUCCCUCUCUCUACAUUACAAACGAAAUCAUUGUCCAAGAGGACGCAACUCGGGCUUUCUUCGUCUAGGUUCGUCUCGGUGUGUUACCAGAGCAAGAGAGGCUUCCGACGCAGUCUUGUAGCCAUGGCGGCUGCACCUGGUUCCCUUCGGAGAUCAGAGGAGGAGUGGCGGGCCAUUCUGUCGCCCCAGCAGUUUCGGAUUCUCAGGCAGAAAGGAACAGAGUAUCCGGGCACUGGGAAGUAUGACAAGUUCUUCGAAGGGGGAAUAUAUAGCUGCGCUGGAUGUGGAACUCCUCUGUAUAGGUCCACAACUAAAUUUAACUCCGGGUGUGGCUGGCCAGCUUUCUACGAGGGUCUUCCAGGAGCCAUAAAUCGCAAUCCGGACCCUGAUGGGAUGCGGACUGAAAUCACAUGCGCCGCUUGCGGGGGACAUCUUGGCCAUGUAUUUAAGGGCGAAGGCUUUCGUACACCCACAGAUGAACGCCACUGUGUGAAUAGCAUCUCGCUCAAGUUUAUUCCUGCUACUGCGGAAGCUGAAGUUGAUUCUCCGCCCUCUGUUUCUUCUAAUUAACUAAACUAGCUGAACUAUCCAUCUGUAACAUAUAUACAUAGCUCCUCUCUCCUAGUUGUAAUGGUUGCCUUUCUUGUAUUAUUACCAUUUUUGCUGACAACAGGCAAGACCCAUAAUACUUCUUCCUACUUCUGUUCUGCGAAUGGUUCUUUACUUGUGUCGUCUCGUGGGUGAUGCUUGAUUAUUCAAGCUUGGUUCUAUUUUA
This is a messenger RNA of Diospyros lotus (date-plum), 846 nucleotides long. RefSeq names its product peptide methionine sulfoxide reductase B5-like. Gene Ontology annotation, biological process: protein repair; response to oxidative stress. NCBI's taxonomy places the organism in Eukaryota, Viridiplantae, Streptophyta, Magnoliopsida, Ericales, Ebenaceae. Bases 9 to 641 code for a protein of 210 amino acids. The record is from RefSeq and is a predicted model, not a curated record. The transcript is spliced from 3 exons. Gene Ontology annotation, molecular function: peptide-methionine (R)-S-oxide reductase activity.